Hyphopichia burtonii NRRL Y-1933 is the source of this 1773-nucleotide messenger RNA. RefSeq names its product metal cation transporter. Lineage: Eukaryota; Fungi; Ascomycota; Pichiomycetes; Serinales; Debaryomycetaceae. Gene Ontology annotation, cellular component: membrane; Golgi apparatus. The transcript has a single exon. The annotation marks the transcript as partial. Gene Ontology annotation, molecular function: zinc ion transmembrane transporter activity. The record is from RefSeq and is a predicted model, not a curated record. Gene Ontology annotation, biological process: transmembrane transport; intracellular zinc ion homeostasis; zinc ion transport.
UUCUUAGGUACUCUACCUGUCCUUUUGGCCUUCCCCAGUAUAAUAUUGGCUGCAAGUCUAGCGUAUACGCCUUCGACAUACUCAACUUCCUCAAUAAUCAAUUUGAUAGCCUUACUGAUUCUUUUAUCAAGCUUAUUUUUAGGAUUAACUAAAACUUUACUACAAUUUCAUAUAAUCUCCUUACCACAACAAGAGUCAGCUCCCUCGUCAUCAAAUACUAUGUAUCUACUUGUAUCCAUAGCAAUGGUUUAUUCGACUGCUCAUUUACUUUCAGUUAAUCGAUUAUCAGUGCUUUUCCUUGGUUUGUUUUUGAAUCAAUUUAAUGCUUAUACGGUUAUUUCAUUCAUAUUUGAUUUUUAUAAUAACAAAAGUACAAUCCCUGUUAUUGGAUAUUUGGUGGUUGGAAUCUCAUUUAGACUUUUGUAUAAAAAACUAGCUUUAUCUUCCAUCUCAAAAGCCUUAAACUUGGAUUAUCUGAUUUUAUUGAUCACUGGAUUGAUUUCCUCCGUUGUCUUGGCUUUUGCUGAGAAUUUAAGCUUGGUCAUGAUUGGUCUUAAUGUUGCUGCAUCCUUGGUUUUCAUCAUAUCUUUACCCGAUAGUUUUUUGAAAUUAAGAUCAAAUCCAAUCAUUUUAUCAUUAUUUUCCACUUCUUUGGAGUUCAUUGUUUUAUCAAACUCAAUAAGUCCAUUUCACCUAAUAGUAAAUGUUGUCACUCCGAUUGUUAUAAAACCAGAUCGUUCAAUCUUGGUCCAUGUGGACGACUCGGUAGUUUCAAGUAAUUCAGGUCAAGGGUCAAUAUUGAAAGAACUAUUAGGACAUUCCGAUACUAGGGCCAUCUUUAAUUUUUUACUUUUGAACACUACAUUCAUGUUUGUUCAAUUAUUAUAUUCUUUCAGAUCAAAGUCGUUAGGGUUAUUAUCAGAUUCUCUUCAUAUGGCAUUAGAUUGCACGUCGCUUGCCUUAGGUUUAGUUGCUGGAAUCUUACUGAAAUAUCCCAUCAAUCCUAAUGGUAAGUUCCCCUUUGGUUUAAAACAUUUUGAGAUUUUGGCUGGUUUUACUAAUGGUACCUUACUCAUAGGUAUUUCAGGAAGUAUAGUUUUUGAAGCUAUUGGGAGAUUAUUUAACCCUGUAUCAUUACAAAAGACAAAUGAAUUGAUUAUUGUUUCAUUUUUAGGUCUCUUGGUCAAUUUGGUGGGUAUAUUUGCUUUCAACCAUGGCCAUGAUCAUGGCGGUCACAGUCAUGGUCACAGCCAUAGUCAUAGUCAUAGUCAUAGCCAUAGUCAUGGUGAGGACCAUCAUGAAGAUGGUAUGAAUGAUAAUAUGAAAGGUAUCUUCUUGCACAUAUUAGCAGAUACGCUCGGAUCUGUUGGUGUUGUACUAUCCACCAUACUUAUUAAAUACUUCAAAUGGGAAGGAUUUGAUCCGGUUGCAUCUAUUAUAAUAGCAGUGCUUAUCUUUUUAUCGGCUGUACCAUUAAUAAAAUCUACUGCUUCGACCUUGUUAUUAAAACUAAGCUCCGAUAAAGAGUCGAGAUUGAGAUCAGUGUUGAAUGACGUGGUUACAAUAAAAGGUAUCAAAUCUUUCACAACCCCACGAUUCUGGCCUUCGAAUGACGAACUGAUUUUGAAUGGUUAUAUCCAUAUUCAAAUAUAUCGAGGCGAGAAUGGUUCCUAUAUUAAAAGACAAGUUGAAAAAUCUUUUCAACAAGAAAACAUCAACGUCAUGAUCCAACUAGAGAACGACUAUGAUGACUGUUGGUGCAGAUCCAAUUCG